AUGGUAACAGAUACAUUGUUAAGGAGGUACAUACUUCUUACUUCUUUAGAUGAAUAUGUUAAGGACAUGUAUGCUAAUGACCCAAACUUUUCUAAUAUAUAUGAAUCAUUGGUUACCAAUUCGAGUCUCCUCAAGGCCACUGAGGAGAAUAAAUUAUGUGUACCUAGGUGUUCAAUGAGAGAAUUACUAAUGAAAGUUGAUGUUGGUCGAGUUUGUAGUAUAUGCAUCACUUGUAAAAAUGCCAAGUCUAAGGCUUUAUUACAAGGUUUGUAUUCACCAUUUCCCGUUCCUAGUGAGUAUUGGGUUCAUGUGUCUAUUAAUUUUGUCUUGAGUUUACCUAGAACUAAGAAAUGA
Molecule: messenger RNA, 354 nt
Organism: Olea europaea var. sylvestris
Lineage: Eukaryota; Viridiplantae; Streptophyta; Magnoliopsida; Lamiales; Oleaceae
Exons: 4
Coding region: 1-354 (117 amino acids)
Source: RefSeq, a predicted model, not a curated record